AAAAAGAGACUCGGCGAGCCCUCGCUGUGGUGCCGCCGCCGCCGCCGCUGGAGUUGACUCUUCUGCUCGCACUGCUGCUGCAGCACAAACGUGACUUCCAACAUUUUUUAUUUAUCUUUCCUUUUUCUUUUCCAAGAUGUAACUACGGAUCAGACACUAAGGACCUUCACGUUUCGCUGAUGUAGUUUUUGGAGGAAAAAGGGGGGGGGAGUGAAGGGCGUCGGUUUUUUUUUGUGUGUGUGUGUGUUUCGGGGGAAAUUUUCCAUUAUGAGUGUUUUACUAAAGUGAAAUUUUUUUUUGUUUGCUUCGUCUUUGGCUUUUUUUUUUUUCCUUCCCAAUUUCGGAUUUAUUUCAAGGCGAAUCGGGCUUUGGGGGAAGAGGAAGAAAAGUCGGAUUCCAAGAUCAACCACCACCACCAACAACAAUAAAAACCACCAGGAUAUUUUUUUGCAAAUUUCUGACGGCUUUAAAUUCAUGAAGCAAUUGUCCCCUUUUGCAAUCAGCAUUUGGAUCUCAGAAUGAGCAAGGAAAGACCCAAGAGGAAUAUCAUUCAGAAGAAAUACGAUGACAGUGAUGGGAUUCCAUGGUCAGAAGAAAGGGUGGUACGUAAAGUCCUUUAUUUGUCUCUGAAGGAGUUCAAGAAUGCCCAGAAGAGGCAGCAUGGUGAAGGCAUUGCUGGGAGCCUGAAAGCAGUGAACGGGCUCCUUGGUAAUGGCCAGUCUAAGGGAUUAGGACCAGCAUCAGAACAGUCAGAGAAUGAGAAGGACGAUGCAUCCCAAGUGUCCUCAACUAGCAACGAUGUUAGUUCUUCAGAUUUUGAAGAAGGGCCGUCGAGGAAAAGGCCCAGGCUGCAAGCACAAAGGAAGUUUGCUCAAUCCCAGCCGAAUAGUCCCAGCACAACUCCAGUAAAGAUAGUGGAGCCAUUGCUACCCCCUCCAGCUACUCAAAUUUCUGACCUCUCUAAAAGGAAGCCUAAGACAGAAGAUUUUCUUACCUUUCUCUGCCUUCGAGGUUCUCCUGCGCUGCCCAACAGCAUGGUAUAUUUCGGAAGCUCUCAGGACGAGGAGGACGUCGAGGAGGAAGAUGAUGAGACAGAAGACGUCAAAACAGCUACCAACAACGCUUCAUCUUCAUGCCAGUCAACCCCCAGGAAAGGAAAAACCCACAAGCAUGUUCACAAUGGACAUGUUUUCAAUGGUUCCAGCAGGUCAUCACGGGAGAAGGAACCUGUUCAGAAACACAAAAGCAAAGAGGCCACUCCGGCGAAGGAGAAGCACAGUGAUCCCCGGGCCGACGGCCGGAGGGAGCAGGCUUCCGCGAGCCACCCCCCAGCGGCCCCCUCCGCGGGCUCCUCUGCCAGAGGGCUCCCCGCUCACCACCACCCCCCUCUGCAUCGGUCGGCUCAGGACUUACGGAAACAGGUUUCUAAGGUCGGCGGAGUCACUCGAAUGUCAUCUCUGGGUACAAGUGCAGCCAGUGCCAAAAAGAUGCGCGAAGUCAGACCUUCACCGUCCAAAACUGUGAAGUACACUGCAACGGUGACGAAGGGGACUGUCACAUACACCAAAGCCAAGAGAGAACUGGUCAAGGAAACCAAACCUAAUCACCACAAGCCCAGUUCAGCUGUCAACCACACAAUCUCAGGGAAAACUGAAAGUAGCAAUGCAAAAACCCGAAAACAGGUGCUAUCCCUCGGGGGGGCGUCCAAGUCCACCGGGCACACCGUCAAUGGCCUCAAGGUCAGUGGCAGGUUGAACCCAAAGUCAUGCACUAAGGAGGGGGGGGGGCGGCAGCUGCGGGAGGGUCUGCGGAACUCCAAGCGGAGGCUGGAAGAGGCGACCCCGGCCGACAAGCCGCAGUCGCCCCCCAAGAAGAUGAAGGGGGCGGCGGGUGCUGCCGAGGGUCCCGGCAGGAAGGCGGCCCCGGCCCCCGUGGAGAAGGCGCCUCCUGGCGGCCACGGGAAGAAGGAGGUGCCCGAGCGGAGCCUGGAGAGGAACCGGCCGAAGCGGGUGACGGCCGGCAAGGGCCCGCCGGGCAGACAAGCACACGGCAAGCCGGACGGCGUCCCCUGUGAAAAUCGUUCUACCUCGCAAUCGGAGCCCCUGCCCCGGCCGCACGAGGCGGCGGCCAAGGCCGAGAAGGGGGCCGGCAGGGCCGGGUGGGCGGCCAUGGACGAGAUCCCUGUCUUGCGGCCGUCGGCCAAGGAGUUCCACGACCCGCUCGUCUACAUCGAGUCGGUGCGCCCUCAGGUGGAGAAGUACGGCAUGUGCAGGGUGAUCCCGCCCCCGGACUGGCGGCCCGAGUGCAAGCUCAACGACGAGAUGCGCUUCGUCACGCAGAUCCAGCACAUCCACAAGCUGGGCCGGCGCUGGGGCCCCAAUGUGCAGCGGCUGGCCUGCAUCAAGAAGCACCUCAGAUCUCAGGGCAUCACCAUGGACGAGCUCCCGCUCAUAGGAGGCUGUGAGCUCGACCUGGCCUGCUUUUUCCGGCUGAUUAACGAGAUGGGCGGCAUGCAGCAAGUGACUGACCUCAAAAAAUGGAACAAACUAGCAGACAUGCUGCGCAUCCCCAAAACCGCCCAGGACCGGCUGGCCAAGCUCCAGGAGGCCUACUGCCAGUACCUGCUCUCCUAUGACUCCCUGUCCCCCGAGGAGCACCGGCGCCUGGAGAAGGAGGUGCUGAUGGAGAAGGAGAGCCUGGAGAGGCGCAAGGGGCCCCUGGAGGGCCACACGGAGCAGGACUACAACCGCUUCCACCCGCUGCCCCGCUUCGAGCCCAAGAACGGGCUCAUCAACGGCGUGGCCCACAGGAACGGCUUCCGCAGCAAGCUGAAGGAGGUGGGCCCCGCACAGCUCAAGACGGGGCGGCGGCGACUCUUUGCUCAGGAAAAGGAGGUGGUGAAGGAGGAGGAGGAGGACAAAGGCAUCCUCAGCGACUUCCACAAGUGUAUAUAUAAGGGAAGGUCUGUUUCUUUAACGACUUUUUACCGAACAGCAAGAAAUAUCAUGAACAUGUGCUUCAGCAAGGAGCCCGCACCAGCUGAAAUCGAGCAAGAGUACUGGAGGCUCGUGGAGGAGAAGGACUGCCACGUGGCCGUGCACUGCGGCAAGGUGGACACCAACACCCACGGCAGCGGCUUCCCGGUGGGAAAAUCAGAACCGUUUUCAAGACACGGAUGGAACCUCACCGUCCUCCCCAACAACACGGGCUCCAUCCUGCGUCACCUUGGUGCUGUGCCUGGAGUGACAAUUCCCUGGCUAAAUAUUGGCAUGGUCUUUUCUACCUCAUGCUGGUCUCGAGACCAAAACCACCUUCCCUACAUUGACUACUUACACACUGGUGCUGACUGCAUUUGGUAUUGCAUUCCUGCUGAGGAGGAGAACAAGCUCGAGGACGUGGUGCACACCCUGCUGCAAGCCAAUGGCACCCCCGGCCUGCAGAUGCUCGAGAGCAACGUCAUGAUCUCCCCGGAGGUGCUGUGCAGGGAGGGGAUCGAGGUGCACAGGACAGUGCAGCAGAGCGGCCAGUUCGUCGUCUGCUUCCCGGGAUCCUUUGUGUCCAAAGUGUGUUGCGGCUACAGCGUCUCUGAGACCGUGCACUUCGCCACCACCCAGUGGACGAGUAUGGGCUUCGAGACGGCCAAGGAGAUGAAGCGUCGCCACAUAGCUAAGCCGUUCUCCAUGGAGAAGUUACUCUACCAGAUCGCACAAGCGGAAGCGAAAAAGGAAAACGGUCCCACUCUCAGUACCAUCUCAGCCCUUCUGGACGAGCUCAGGGACACGGAGCUGCGGCAGCGGCGGCAGCUGUUCGAGGCCGGCCUCCACUCCUCCGCCCGCUACGGCAGCCACGAGGGCAGCAGUGCGGUGCCCGACGGGAAGAAGAAGCCUCGGAAGUGGCUGCAGCUGGAGACCUCGGAGAGGCGGUGCCAGAUCUGUCAGCACCUGUGCUACCUGUCCAUGGUCGUGCAGGAGAACGAGAACGUGGUCUUCUGCCUGGAGUGCGCCCUGCGCCACGUGGAGAAGCAGAAGUCCUGCCGCGGCCUGAAGCUCAUGUACCGCUAUGACGAGGCCGAGGGCCGCUUCAGGGGCCUCGCGGCUGCGUCCAUCUGGUCUCCGUGUCCUCAGAGCAGCCCGACCCUGGGGCCCCGGGACUCGGCCUGAGGAGCCUUCCUGGACCUGGCCCCGCGGGGUCUCUGGGACACAAAGUGCCAACCGCCGUGCCCGUCUGCCCGUGUCGGCGUCCCGCCCUGCAGCUGCCAGCGGUUCUGCUGUGGGUCAGCGCGUGGUGAACUUCAGAGCCUGCGGCCACUUGCUGAACUGCGGGCGGCACCCGAGGGGGUGGCCCUGAGAGUGCCCACGCCCUUGCCCUCACCCCAGGGCCUCGGCAGACACGGAGCCUUUCACUUUUUGCUCCUGAAGGUUUCACCUGAAUAAAACCCAGUUCCGCCCUCUCUGAAAACCGCAGCCGUCCCCAGGGGCAGGUCCGUGUGAGGUGCUUUCUGUGUUGGCUGGCCUCCACUGCCCACUAGGUGCCCCCAUGCGGAGGGCACUGCUCCAGCCGGCAUGGAGCACCCAGGGCUCCGCUUCCAGAGCAGCCGGUCUCGUCUCGUCACGUGUGUUUUACGUGCUUCCAGGCUGCUCUGCGAUUGCCUUUCCAGGUACAAGCGCGCAGCUCCGGAGACACGUGGCCCUUUUACUCCUUGACUGACCCGGAGUCCUUUUUGGGGGGGGGGGUCACCUUGGGAGACUGCUCUGGGGACCCCGUGGCCCCUCCUGGCCCGCCCUCUUCCAGAGAAGCGUCCUCCUCCCUUUGGUGUCCGGCCGUGAGCCCCUCUCUGAGGGUGGAACCUGCCGGCUCCCCCAUCCCCACUGCCCCCCAAACCUGGGGCGGCCAGUCCCACGUAAGGCGGCCUCAUCCGGCCAUCACACACGGCAGCCCCGGGCAGGGCAGGGCAGGGCCGGGCCGGGUGCCCCGGGAGGCGAUGGGGGCGCCCGUGGGGUCUCAGGCUGUGGUCGGACCUGAUCAGAAGCCUUUGGCUAAAUUGUAAGAUUGGAAAGCUGAAAACAGAUCUCUUUGCAUCUUCUUUGUUUUCAAAGAGCGUGUUCAGCGAAGGCAAUAACCACUUUCCCCUCCCUGCUUCUUCACUUGAACAGCAAAUGUCAGAGCACGGUUAAAAAUAAACCCUCGUGUCUGAGUCAGAGCAUCUCUGGCAACUCGCAGGGUACAGCCGGCGGCGCUGGGGCUUCUCGAGAUGAUUCUGAAGCUCGACAAAACGUGGGUUAGUUUCCACUUCCAGCCCAUCUUGGAGCUAGGUGUCUUGAUGUGACCAAAAUCCUGGAAAAGAAUCACAUAUGUAGGGUCUGUCGGUCUGAAGCUUAAUCAUUGGUUCUCACGCAUAGAGAAGAGAAAAGGUUUUGUAAGCCUCCUACUUUGCCAGUGGUCUGUUUUAGUAAAUGAAAAUCACAAGUCAGUUCCCUAUUGAGUUGAACUGUAUUUUUUUUUUUUUUUUAUUGGGGAAUUUCCAGCUCUGGGUUGGAUCUCAGAAAUGGCUUUUGAGAGCACAGCUCUGGUCUGAGCCCCGGUGCCCAGCAGUCAGACCCCUCUGUCCAGCCGU
Eubalaena glacialis (North Atlantic right whale) is the source of this 5614-nucleotide messenger RNA. RefSeq names its product jumonji and AT-rich interaction domain containing 2 (gene JARID2). NCBI's taxonomy places the organism in Eukaryota, Metazoa, Chordata, Mammalia, Artiodactyla, Balaenidae. The record is from RefSeq and is a predicted model, not a curated record. The coding region runs from base 519 to 4160 and encodes 1213 amino acids. Gene Ontology annotation, molecular function: DNA binding; histone demethylase activity. Gene Ontology annotation, cellular component: nucleus. Gene Ontology annotation, biological process: chromatin remodeling. The transcript is spliced from 18 exons.